GGUAGUUGCACGCGCCUGCCUUCGAAAGGAAACAUCGCGGUGAGGGAGAGAGUGUGCGAGAUAAAGAGAGAAAGAAGGUACGAAAGAGAGAGCGCGGCGCCCCUUUGCCUCCGUUUUCAGUGCUUCAGUCGCGCGACGACGCUCUCGGACGCUUUAGUCAGUCGGUCGGUGACGAGGCUCUCAAACGUGAUACACGCGCCGUUACGUUACGUUACGUUACGUCGUCCCGUCGAGGGGGAGAACGAGAACGAACGAAACGGAAGAGAGGAUAAACGAACGAAUAUAUUAUACAUAUUGUAUAUUGGUAUAUAAAAAAAGCGAUAAAACGAGAAAACACGAGCAGAUCGCGAGCGACGACGUUGACGGUUUCGAGUCGCGCUCAUAUAAAACACGAAUCUCCACGACGAGCAAAGUUCCGAGCAGUGCGGAAUAUCGAGAAGAAGGCCAUUUUCAUACAGCCGGUUGUUACACGCGGUGAAAGAAAACACGCGAGUGUGAGAGACUGAUCGACUAGAAAAGGAACGUACGAUCGUGGACACGAGAUUACGGCGAGCAGUAGCCCACGCGUUUCCAGUGUGCGAACAACAUUCGCGUCGCGCACUCGUAUACAGGCACGCGACGACGCGAGGAUCGGACGGAAAAGGAAAAAGGAAAAAAAGACAGGAAAACGAUCACCGACGGAGUCGACGAUUUUAUUUUUAUACGGUGCAUCGUUGUUUUUCCUAAAUAUAUCCCCUCGUGAUCGCGCACUACAGAGACCGCACGAUUAUCUUUUCUUGCUGUAGUAGCUAGCAGCACCGUAUUUCUCGUCCUAAAUAAAUCCUGGUGUGUGUACUGUGCACGCGCGCGCGCGCACGCGUGUGUUUCAUUGUUUUUCGAUCGUUUCGAAUUAGACUCUGGUCGCGAGGAAUCACCUUUGUUCGACACGGUUCGACCGUAUCGCCGGGUGGUAUUCCAGCGAAGCAAAGAGGAACGUACGGUAGUAAAAGGACAACACGGCCUGUGAAGACGAUAAAAGCCAAUCAAGAAGGAAAACAGUGAAAAUCGGUGGAAUAAUAAAACUGUGAUUUAAACAGUUCUCUGUGGGUAAACACGUACGAUUGACUUUGCCGGUGAGACAACGCUCGUGAAACUAAGUCGAGCAACAUGCCGACGAGUUUGUUCAGCGAAAUGGAUCGUGGAGCGAAUGGCGGAGGUACCGCUUCCCUCGAGGAUCAACGAGCCUUGCAAUUGGCAUUGGAAUUAUCUAUGCUCGGUCUCGAGGGUACUCCUGGAUGCCCGGGCACCGGCACAGGGACCGGCACCGGAACUGCCAACGACCCGGACCCACUGCAAACGACACCGGCAGGCGUAUUCGAGGAAGCGCGUUCUAAGAAGAGCCAGAACAUGACCGAGUGCGUGCCGGUGCCUAGCAGCGAGCACGUGGCAGAGAUCGUCGGCCGACAAGGUUGUAAAAUCAAAGCGCUCCGAGCAAAGACCAACACUUACAUCAAGACCCCGGUGCGGGGCGAGGAGCCGGUGUUCGUGGUAACAGGCCGCAAAGAGGACGUGGCCCGCGCGAAACGGGAGAUCCUCUCAGCCGCUGAGCAUUUCUCUCAGAUCCGGGCGUCGCGCAAGAGUUCACUGGGCGCGCUUCUGGGCGCGCCUCCUGGACCGCCGGCUUCGGUUCCAGGCCACGUGACGAUUCAGGUACGAGUGCCGUACAGAGUUGUCGGAUUGGUCGUAGGGCCGAAAGGCGCGACCAUCAAGAGAAUCCAACAUCAGACGCACACCUACAUAGUGACACCGAGUCGCGACAAGGAGCCGGUGUUCGAGGUGACGGGAUUACCAGAGAGCGUGGAGGCAGCUAGACGCGAAAUAGAGGCGCACAUAGCCCUGAGAACCGGCACAGGACCAAGUCUCGACGAUUCGGAACUGCUCAGUGUACUUUGUCGCGGAGGGUUGGGCUCGAUCUUGGGCUGCCUCGAUCCACCAGGAUCGAACGGUUCGAACGGAUCGAACGGCGCGUUCUCCAGCAGCGGCAGUUGCAGCAGCUCGUCAAGUAGUUCCGGCGCACCUGGACUUAACGAUAUCGUGGCGAUUUGGGGCGCCGGUGUGGAAAGAGACGAGAGCCUAGGCGAAUCACCGUCUUUCGAGUCGGCAUCCUCGAUCUGGUCGUUCCCCGGGGUCGCGUUACCCUCGAGGUCAUCCCCGCCGGCCUCGAUCCCGACAUCGCCGACGGACUCGCUGUUGGGACGACGGGAAUGCGUGGUGUGCGGCGACAAGGAGGUCACCGCGGCCCUCGUACCAUGCGGACACAAUCACUUCUGUCUGGACUGCAGCAACCGGGUCUGCGAGAGUUCCGACCCUAGCUGCCCUGUCUGUUCGAGGCCCGUAUUACAGGCGCUUCGUAUCUUCUCUUAAGCAUCCCUCCACCCCGAGAGAAGGAGAGAGCCAACAGAUCUCUAGGCUCCUUUUGCGUCGCGGCACCUGGUACAGCGGCUAUAACGAUUUUCACCGAUUGAUCUGCACUUCGAUUUUUGCCGGCUCAUCCAGGAACGACGGCGCUUGAGAACGCCCAUCCUCGAAUUUUUUCCGUACAGCUCGCCUACCCCGUACGGUUCAGUCCGCGGCUACGCGUUCAUUCCGCGGCUACCACGGGGCAGCGGACGCGCACAAUGUCUCAAUUCCACUGCUGCCAAUAACCUCUUCUAUACGCGCCGGGAAUUACCCGAUAAUACUUGUCGCGUCGUUCCCGCCGACCGGAUACAACGAAGUCAGCUUUUAAGUUCUACGAGAUAUAUAUGGAACGAGAGAGAGAGAGAAAGAGAGAGAGAAAGAGAAAGAGAGAGAGAAAGAAAACAAGCAUAUUCGCUCAUUCAUUGUCAUCGUUUUCAUACUGAUAAUAAAAUCGAGCUCGCAGGUUCACGAUCAUCACUGGAGGACUUUGCAGAAAUCACCGCGCGACGAAGAGCGAUCGAUACUCUGUUUGACAUCGAAUCGACGACCGUGUCGUGACAGAAGGAUUACUUUUUGGCUUUGCCGCUUUACGGGCUUGCCUUCGAACUAUUGGAAAAAGAAAAAUGUUUGACGCCCACUGAUCGAUGCACCCGUUAGUAGCGAGACUGUCGAUCACCGAGACGCUACUCGCUCGCAGAAACGAAUUAGGCUGAGCUAGCUGUUUCGUAUUGAUUGCAAUAACAUUCCAUUCACUGAUUGUAUUCACGGUAUUUUCGUAUUUUUAUACAAAUUUCUUUUGAAUCGAAGGCAGUCUAGAAAAUGGAAUGGUCGAAUUUAAUCAUUAUCGAAUUCAAAUCGAUCAAAUUGUUCUUUCUUUAUACAAUUGACAAUCCAAACGAGUCGACGCUCUCACGAUAUGCGUUCAGUAAGGAGACGCUCAUCAUUUUUAGAUAUUUUUACAUUUUCUCCUUCUUUCACCAUCGUGUUUUACGUUGAUGAGAUCGAACUUGUAAUUUUUAUUAUGCAAUCCUUUAUGAGACACUGAAUCAAAGGUGCUUGCAGACACUGACGAGUAAAAUUUCUACGAGUUGUAUAUUUUUAUUUGAGAAAACGUUUUACCGUUUCAUUCAUCGUUCCGAAUGUUUAAUGAAGACUACAAGCUUCGGUGCUCCUGAUGAAGAAGAUACUUUUAGCGUGGUAAAAAGAUGAAGUUCAAGCAGGGUUCGUUUGCUCUAUCGAUCAUUAUAUUCUCUCUCGUAUAGAGACGAAAAGAUUUAAGAAACAAUACGCAAGUAAAACAUGAAUCUCAAUAAGUAUACCUGAAAAUCACGUAAACGAAGAAACAAUUUAACGGAGAACAGCAUGAGACACGAAUGUCGUGCAUUGUCGAUAAAUAAGCUUCCAAAGUUUCUCCGCCAAGAGUUUUUAGAGUCUAUCGAGUAAUUCGUUCUGCCCGUCGUUUUUUGACCAACUAACAUAGGGAGUCAAACGUAGUCAGAAUGCCUAUUUUUCUUCUUCACCCUUUUUAACGCAAAGACAAGCGAAAACUUUCCGCGGAAGCGAUUCUGUCGGCCGAUGCACCGACCUUUAACGAACCCUUCGAGAUCUGCGAGCUCGUCAGACACAACCGCAGCGAAUGAUUACCGAAAAAUUGCCCACACUUGACGCAUCAAACACACACGAACACAUACGCUACAGGCAGACAGUCAAUCUUAUUCAUACAGGCACACGUCGCACGACAGAAGAGAGAUUAAAAAAAAGAAAAAGGAAGAAAUUAUGGGUGAGUGGUCACGUGUCCCUCGAUCUGCUGGGAAACUACUUAGAUGAUAGUAUUAUAAAAAAAAAAAAAAUGGAAAAGAAAAGAAAAAAACGGCGUGCCCGUUCCACCCAGCCUCCCUCGCUACUAGAGUAUUAUCUUAUCUUUAUAUAAGCGACAUAGCAAUUGAAAUAAUAAUAAUAUUAAUAAUAUAUAUUAUAUAUAUAAAUAUAAACAUAAAUAAAUAUGGUGGUCAGGAGGAGUCUGACGACAGUAAGAAGGAUGAUAUUUUAUCGAGGAGAUUUAGAUUUUGUAUUUUUCGCGCGUUUCGUCGACGGGACGACGGGUGGUUGGGGACAGCUGCACACGCCGUAGACAAAGAGGAAAAUUAUUAUAAGAGUUAUAUUAAAAGAAGAUAGGAAAAAAAAGCAUACAAAAAGAAACAGAAAAAAAAGAAGGAAAAGCGAAAACGGCGCUUGAAGGGAAACAAAACUAAUGUUUUUAAAGACGGCGUAUCGCAGGAACUCGUGAACCGGCUCUCCCUGGGAAAAGCUGAAAAAAAAAAAACGAGAACAAGGGAAAGAGAAAAGCUGUCGGUCGAUCCCCGCGUGGUUUGCGGCCGACUUCUUCCCCCCCUGUAAGUGUAUUCUUUUGAGCUCUAGUAAUAAUAAUAAUCGAGUAAUAUAACUCGUUCUUUCAAUGAAGAACUAAACCGAUGUAUCUUUCACGUAGGGAUCGACGACCCGUGUAUUUAAGCUUUUCUUUGAAAAGUCGACAUUAACAUUAUAUUAUAUUAUAUUAUAUUGCAUUAUU
Molecule: messenger RNA, 5008 nt
Organism: Osmia bicornis bicornis
Lineage: Eukaryota; Metazoa; Arthropoda; Insecta; Hymenoptera; Megachilidae
Product: RNA-binding protein MEX3B
Exons: 2
Coding region: 1147-2403 (418 amino acids)
Molecular function (GO): RNA binding
Source: RefSeq, a predicted model, not a curated record